AUGGGUAGCGGCAAAACGACUUUGUUAAAUACACUUGCUGGUCGUGCUUUAACAGGUGUAUCGGUUACAGUAUUAAUAAAUGGUACCUGUUAUCAAAAAAAUAUGAAACGUAAACUGGCUUGUGUAUUACAAGAAGAUCUGUUUUUUGAUAACUUGACUGUGAGAGAGCAUUUAACAUAUACAGCGUUCUUAAGAUUACCUGGUCACUAUACAAAACACGAGAAAUUAGAUCAAGUCGGAAAGAUCAUCGAUACACUUGGUUUAAAGAAAUGUGAGAAUACAAAAAUAUCACUUAUUAGUGGCGGUGAAAAGAAGCAUGUCAAUAUUGGCUCAGAAUUACUGGCAGGCCCAAAUCUCAUCUUUUUAACGGUAGGUUGUGAACGGGAUUUUCACAAUUAA
Molecule: messenger RNA, 399 nt
Organism: Didymodactylos carnosus
Lineage: Eukaryota; Metazoa; Rotifera; Eurotatoria; Philodinida; Philodinidae
Source: the annotation of a GenBank genome assembly